Messenger RNA from Miscanthus lutarioriparius, 1269 nucleotides. The record is from the annotation of a GenBank genome assembly. Lineage: Eukaryota; Viridiplantae; Streptophyta; Magnoliopsida; Poales; Poaceae.
AUGUCCACCGCCGCCGGCUUCCCCAACUGGGUGAUGCUGGAGCCCGUCGUGUUCCGCAGGGACGACGACAAGUCUUUCCCGGACGAGAGCAAGGCGCCCGUCAGGGCGUCCGGCACCACCUCCUGGGAAGCCCAGUUCCGUUUCGCCUUCGACCUCGCGGAGCCCCCGUCCAUCUCCCGCAUCUUCGCGCAGCUGCCGGGCUUUCCGGGUCCCAGCAAGGAGAGUCCCUUAGCCAUGUUGACGACCCACCGCCAUCUCGCCCUGUUUCGCGUCGGUACCACGGGGCCAUGUCGGCGUAAGAACUUCUUCAUCUACAGCGCCGGCAAGCCUUCCUCGCUCGAAAAACUCCCCACUUGCACCCGGGAUUUGGAACGUGUCCUCCACGAUGGCAGCCCAUCUCGUCGCCCUCCUGAAACGGGGAAGAUGUCGCGCCUGCAUAGUGUCAGAUCCAUGGGCCUCUUGUGCCAAGGCGAGGAAGAGUUCGCGGUGGCGGAGCUGCACCUCUACCCGGACAAACGCAAGCGUAAGGUCUUCGCCGACAUCUACUUGUUCUUGAAGUCAGCUGGCAAAUGGACCUCUUCGCGUUUACCCAUCCUCCACAGCGACGAUCCGGAUGAUGCCUGGCAGCUCUGCAUCUGGCUGACCGACACGGUCAUCCCUGUCGACCGCUGGCUGUGCUGGAUUGACUACGACCGAGGCAUCCUCUUCCAUGACGUGUUUGGGGCGGCGGCUACCGUCUCCUUCCUCCGCUUCCCUCUGCACAAGUUCUCUCGUACUCCUCCGAGAUCAGACGGGAAUGCAGCGGCAGGAUAUACCGUGGUGUGUCCGCCAUUGAUGCUGCCGCCCGGUGCUGGCUUCACCAUCACCUGCCACACCCUCCUCCCAUCAUCUCUAAGCAGCGGCAUGGUGUGGAACAAGGACUGGACAGUCACCUCUGAUGAGCUCUGGACUGAUAAUCGCCUCCCGCGCGAGGUUCCCAUGUUCCCCCAAGUGAACAUCGACAGGCCACAUGUAGUGCAUUUCCUUAUCAGCGACUUCACAUACGUGAUGAAGAAGAUGUGGGUGGUCACCAUUGACAUGAACACCAGGACCGUCGAGUCAUUUUAUCAGUAUAUCAAUGGUGAGGAGGACAUUGGAACUGAGCGUGAGUUCUUGACCAAGGAAAGGUCCAUGGGUCCCAGGCCCUUCCUCCCCAGUGAGUUCUCCAAGUACCUUUCCUCAAGCUUUUUUAAGUACAAUCAUUAUGUGGAUGAGUCACUUGGUCCUUGA